AUGAUUAACAUAAUCUGUUGGGAGUUCUUAUGGGGUGUUAAAGAGAGUGGAAGGUCCAUGUCUUUAGUUGGCUGGGAAGAAUUGUGCCAGAAGAAAGAUGAAGGAGGGUUGGGGAUAAGAGAUGCUAAGCUCUGGAAUAUGGCAGGAAUUAUCAAGCAAGUUUGGCAUAUAGCAGUAAAGGACUCCCUGGACCAGGUAAGAGAUGAGUUUGAUGGCAACAGAUGGAAACACUCAGUUAAUGGUAGAUAUUCCAUUAAGUCUAGUUAUCAGUGGCUUAAAGGUGGAAGAUGGAAACUUAAAGAGACACAAUGUAUAUGGUCAAGUAUAAACAUCUCCAAGCACUCAUCCAUAGCUUCGCUUGCUUGGAAGAAGAGGUUAUUAACAAGGGACAGGCUUGCAGCUAUGAAUCUUUUAGUUCCAGAUUUGAAUUGUCUUUUGUGUAAACAAGUUAAUGAAUCUGUCCAGCAUCUAUUUUUUGAAUGCCAGUUUGCUAAACAGAUGAUUGGACAACUGGUGGAUUGGCUAGGGCGUAAGAGACUUGCAGAAAAUGAGACUAGGUGGAGAAGAACUCUGGUUGAUGCAAAAAAAAUCUUUGAUAUGCUCGGGGAUGUAAAAAAACGAAAGACUCAGGAACUUAGUAACCGUUCACAGAAUGAAGAAGAUAAUGAUAAGCCGUGCAGUAAAAGACCAAAGUUGAAACCCAAUUCCGGACUAAAGAGAAUUGGUUCUGGGUUAAAGAAAAAGAAACGGGUCGAUCGCCCUGAUGAUGGAAAAGGGAAUGCAUUGAAAGGGAAAAGCCUUCUCCAAAGAGCAAAAGCUCUUUUGCACAAGAAGUCCUUCAAGAAACAGGCAAACUCUAGCUCUCAAAAAGAUACAUCUGGGACUGGUACCAAGCGAUCCAAGGAUGGUGGAAAGCAUGGCACUGUUGACAUGGGCUUGCAGAAGGUUAAGAAACGAAGAAAGAGGAAGAGGAAAAGCAAUGCAGUGCUUGAUGAAGCUGCACGCUUGCAGAGGAGGACGAGGUACCUCUUGAUCAAAGUUAAGCUGGAGCAGAAUCUCAUUGAUGCAUAUUGUACAGAAGGCUGGAAAGGUCAGAGCCGAGAAAAGAUUAAACCUGAUAAAGAACUGGAAAGGGCCACAAAGCAAAUAUUGAAUUGCAAACUGGGGAUUCGUGAAGCAAUUCGGCAGUUAGAUUUGCUCAGCUCUGCAGGACGUAUUGAUGACUCAGCAGUUGCUCCCGAUGGCUCUGUUCAUCACGAACAUAUUAUCUGUGCCGCAUGCAAAUUGCGUGAAGCUUUCCCUGAUAAUGAUAUAAUAUUAUGUGAUGGAACAUGCAACCGUGCCUUUCAUCAAAAGUGCCUAGAUCCUCCACUCUCUACUGAAAACAUUCCUCCAGGAGAUGAAGGAUGGUUUUGUAGAUAUUGCAAGAGUAAAAUGGAAAUACUUGAAGCUACAAAUGCUCAUUUAGGGACUAACUUUGCUGUGGACAGUAAUUGGCAGGAUAUAUUUAAAGAAGAAGCUAAUUUAAAUGAUGGCAAAGAGUCCAUGCUAUGCCAAGAACAGGACUGGCCAUCUGAUGACUCUGAAGAUGUUGACUACGAUCCAGAGAGUAAAGAGUAUAGCUGCACCAACAGUAUGACUGGCAAUGAAUCUGAUUCCUCUGGUUCUGGUAGCAGCUCCUGCAGUUUGAGGUCACUCCAGGAUGAUAUUCUUUUUCUUUCUGAGAAGCUAGAUAAUAGCAUCAGGGGUUCUGAAGAUAAAUCCACUGAAAUAGACUCAGACGGUACAGAUUGUGACAUUUUGUGUGGUCCAAGAACACGGAAAGCUGUGGACUAUAUAAAGCUACACGAUGAAUUAUUUGGGAAGAAUGCACCCUUUAGUGAGCAGAUCAGUGAAGAUGAAGACUGGGGUCCUUCUAGGAGAAAACGAAGAGGUAAGGAGCCUUGUGGAGAAUGUACCAAUGUGACAGUAGAGGAGAAACAGGGCAACUUUACUGAAGAAAAAUCUACUGAAGUGAAAAGGAAACGAUCUGCUAACAAAAGUAUCAUUGUUGCAUCAAGCGAGAACGAAUGCAACUCUGCAGAAGAAAGAUCACCUGAAGCAAAAAGGACCGGAAAAAGCAAAAGACCAAUUUUCAGAUUUCCCCGGAAUGUGGUUGAGAAACUUCGCAUUGUGUUUGCCGAGAAUGAGCUUCCAUCUAGAACCAUCAGGGAGAAUCUUUCAAAGCAACUGGGUCUCGAUGCUGAGAAGGUGAACAAGUGGUUUAAGAAUUCUCGCUACCUUGCCCUGAAAGCCAGAAAGAAAGAAAAAACACAUCAUGCUUCGAGUCCGACGGAGUCCAAUCAAUCUGAAGAUGGAGUGGAAAACAAUCCUGCUGAUGCAAUGGCAUCACGAGAUAAGGCUGUUCUGCAUGUGUUGGAAAAUUCUAGAGAUCUGAAGACUUCCAGCCACAGAAGUACUGCUUGCUUAGUUGCCAGAAAUUUUAAGAGAAAGAGACGGCAGAUUGGACUGCCUCUGUCUCCAAUCAUCAAGAAGGUCCCAGUUGAUUUCGGUGAUGAUGUAAGCCUCAAGCAUCUAAGAGAAAAAGUGAAGAAGAAAAAGAAAUUGAAUUUGAAGAGGUCUAGCGCGCAAAAGGAGGUGAAAGAAGCUGAAGAUGAAUUGGAGAGGCUCUGUAAAAUUAAGGACAAGAUUGAGAAACUUCAGGAGAUUUUACUAAGCCUUCCAAUCAGAAGGCCCAACAAAGUAGAUGCAGCUGCUUUAAAUGAAUUUGCUGUAUCCUAUGUUCCAAUUGCUGAGCUAAGGGAGAAAAGGUAG
Oldenlandia corymbosa var. corymbosa is the source of this 2814-nucleotide messenger RNA. Lineage: Eukaryota; Viridiplantae; Streptophyta; Magnoliopsida; Gentianales; Rubiaceae. The record is from the annotation of a GenBank genome assembly.